AUGAAAAUGAGUGUGACAAAUCGUAAGCCACUGUUGGUGCUGCUGUUUAUAUUAGCCUCCUGGAUCACUUUCACAGUUUUCCAAAACUCCACAAAAUUAUGGACUACACUCAAGUUGCCCAUCUCCCUCCAUCACUGGAAUUUCAUUAUGAAGUCCUCAUGCUCUGAAGCACCGUUGUGCCCCGUAGCUUCAGCAGCAGAGACUGAGCUGAGAAUAAAGGAAAUCAUGGAGAAAUUAGACCAACUGAUCCCGCCCAGACCUUUCACCCACGUGAACACCACCACCAGUGCCUCCCACAGCAGAGCCACCAUACUUAACCCCAGAGACACAUACUGCAGAGGGGAUCAGCUGGACAUCCUGCUGGAGGCGAGGGACCACUUAGGACACAGGAAGGAAUAUGGUGGGGAUUUCCUGAGGGCCAGGAUGUCCUCUCCAGCCCUGCAGGCAGGUGCUGCAGGAAAGGUGACCGACUUCAACAACGGGACCUACCUUGUCAGCUUCACCCUGUUCUGGGAGGGCCGGGUCUCCCUGUCUCUCCUGCUCAUCCACCCCAGUGAAGGGGUGUCAGCUCUCUGGAGGGCAAGGAACCAAGGCUAUGACAGGGUAAUCUUCACAGGCCAGUUUGCCAAUGGCAUCUCCCAUGUCGAUACUGACUGUGCCCUGCUUUUAAACUCAAGUGCUGAACUGUGCCAGUAUCUGGACGCUCAAGACCAAGAAGCCUUCUACUGUGUGAGGCCUCAACACAUGCCCUGUGCUGCACUCACCCACAUGCAUUCCAAGAACAAGAAUGUUUCUUAUCUAAGUAAACUAGAAAUAAGCCUCUUCAAAAGGUCAAAUGUGGGUGUAGAGAUUUUGGAGAACUUCAAUGUGAUUAAUGUCUCCAAAUGCAACAAUGAAACAGUUCCAAUGAAAGAAAAAUGCAAGUUUGGCAUGACAUCCACAAUCCCCAGCGGAUAUGUCUGGAAAGACACUUGGAAUCCUGUUUCCUGUAGUUUGGCUACAGUCAAAAAAAACGAAUGCCUGAGAGGAAAAUUCAUGUAUCUACUGGGAGAUUCUACAAUCCGCCAAUGGAUGGAAUACUUUAAAAGCAGUAUUAACACACUGAAGUCAGUGGAUCUACAUGGAUAUGGAAAAUUUCAGAACCAACUUGCUGUGGACUUGGACAGGAAUAUCAACAUCCAGUGGCAAAAACAUGGUUACCCCUUGAUUGGAUCAUUGACUUAUUCUGUCAAGGACAUUGAAUACAUUGCCCGGGCCAUUGACAGAACUGGAGGAGAAAAAAAUACUAUCAUUGCUAUUUCUCUGGGCCAGCAUUUCAGACCCUUUCCCAUUGAUGUUUUUAUCAGAAGGGCCCUCAAUAUCCACAAAGCUGUUCAACGUCUUCUUUUGAGAAGCCCAGACACUAUGGUUGUCAUCAAGGCAGAAAACAUCAGGGAAAUGCACAGUGAUGUGGAGAGAUUUAGUGACUUUCAUGGUUACAUUCAGUAUCUUGUCAUAAAGGACAUUUUCCAAGAUCUCAAUGUGGGCAUCAUCGAUGCCUGGGAUAUGACAAUCGCAUAUGGCACAAAUAAUGUCCAUCCACCUCAGAAUGUGGUCAGAAAUCAGAUUAACGUAUUGUUAAACUAUGUUUGCUAG
Messenger RNA from Cynocephalus volans (Philippine flying lemur), 1635 nucleotides. Its product is annotated as NXPE family member 4-like. The transcript is spliced from 5 exons. NCBI's taxonomy places the organism in Eukaryota, Metazoa, Chordata, Mammalia, Dermoptera, Cynocephalidae. The record is from RefSeq and is a predicted model, not a curated record. The coding region runs from base 1 to 1635 and encodes 544 amino acids.